CAAGAGGCCCCUUUGGCCUAUGACGCCAUCUGGGCCUUGGCCUUGGCCCUCAACAAGACCUCGACGGAGCUCAUGAAGAAGGGGCUGCGCUUGGAGGACUUCAACUACAACAACAAGAACAUCACAGAUGAGAUCUACAGAGCCCUCAACUCCUCUGCCUUCGAGGGCGUCUCGGGCCACGUUGUCUUCGACGCCAGCGGCUCCCGCAUGGCCUGGACGCUCAUUGAGCAGCUCCAAGGAGGUGUCUACAAGAAGAUCGGUUACUACGACAGCACCAAGGACAACCUGUCCUGGUACAACAACGACAAGUGGAUUGGAGGUACCCCACCAGCUGACUACACCAAAGUCAUCACCACCUUCCGCUUCCUGUCCCAGAAGCUCUUCAUCUCCGUCUCCGUGUUGGCUUCAUUGGGCAUCCUCUUGGCCAUCAUCUGCUUGGCCUUCAACAUCUACAAUGGACAUGUCAGGUACAUCCAGAACUCCCAACCAUACCUGAACAACAUGACGGCCGUUGGGUGCACCUUGGCCUUGGCCGCUGUCUACCCCCUUGGACUUGAUGGCUACCACAUUGGACCAGGGCUGUUCCCCUUCGUGUGCCAGGCACGACUGUGGCUCCUGGGUCUCGGCUUCAGCCUGGCCUAUGGGAGCAUGUUCACCAAGAUCUGGUGGGUCCACACGGUCUUCACCAAGAAGGAGGAGAAGAAGGAGAAGAGGAAGCUGCUGGUGGGGCUGGACGUGGUCACCUUGGUCAUCUGGCAGAUCGUGGACCCCCUGCACCGCACCAUCGAGGAGUUCACCAAGGAGGAGCCCAAGACGGACACGGACGUCUCCAUCCUGCCCCAGCUGGAGCACUGCAGCUCCACCAAGAUGAACACGUGGCUUGGGAUCUUCUACGGCUUCAAGGGGUUGCUCCUGCUCUUGGGCAUCUUCUUGGCCUAUGAAACCAAGAGUGUGUCCACCGAGAAGAUCAACGACCACCGAGCGGUGGGAAUGGCCAUUUACAAUGUGGCGGUCCUCUGCCUCAUCACGGCGCCCGUCACCAUGAUCCUCAGCAGCCAACAGGAUGCGGCCUUCGCCUUCGCCUCCUUGGCUGUUGUCUUCUCCUCCUACAUCACCUUGGUCGUCCUCUUCGUGCCCAAGAUGCGGCGCCUCAUCACCCGCGGCGAGUGGCAGUCGGAGCAGCAGGACACCAUGAAGACGGGGUCGUCCACCAACAACAACGAGGAGGAGAAG
Molecule: messenger RNA, 1233 nt
Organism: Nestor notabilis (Kea)
Lineage: Eukaryota; Metazoa; Chordata; Aves; Psittaciformes; Psittacidae
Product: gamma-aminobutyric acid type B receptor subunit 1-like
Exons: 11
Biological process (GO): gamma-aminobutyric acid signaling pathway; G protein-coupled receptor signaling pathway
Cellular component (GO): G protein-coupled receptor heterodimeric complex; membrane
Molecular function (GO): G protein-coupled GABA receptor activity
Source: RefSeq, a predicted model, not a curated record